Pteropus alecto (black flying fox) is the source of this 2019-nucleotide messenger RNA. It is a transcript of the gene ANKRA2, whose product is annotated as ankyrin repeat family A member 2. Gene Ontology annotation, molecular function: protein binding. Lineage: Eukaryota; Metazoa; Chordata; Mammalia; Chiroptera; Pteropodidae. The coding region runs from base 623 to 1564 and encodes 313 amino acids. The record is from RefSeq and is a predicted model, not a curated record. Gene Ontology annotation, cellular component: nucleus. Gene Ontology annotation, biological process: regulation of gene expression. The transcript has 9 exons.
GGGCGGGGCGAUGGAAGGAGGCGUGGCCGGAGGGCGAGACUUGGGCCUGGUUCUGCUGGCCCAGAGCAAUCCGCGGAAAUGAGGCUGUCUCGGUAGUUCUCGGGCAGUAAGGACCGCACAGCGCAGCAGUGGGAAAGAACCUGGAAGUCCCCUCCGCUGCAGUAAUGCGAAACAUUUUUGGUCCAGAAACCGAAAGAAGAAAUAGGAAGUGACGUCGCGGUCAAAACAAGCCGGGGCUUGAGGGCCUGUAGUGAGACUGUGGCCGCUGGUGUAAAGGUCCGGCUCGCUGUUGGCUGUCGAAGGUGAUCGCGAGGCCCUGUGCCCCAACCUGGCCGGCAUCCGACCCCUACUCCCAGGACCCGCCCGCCGCGGGUGAGCCAGUUUCCGCCAGCCGUACCUGAGCCGCACUAGGACUUUUCGGGCAGAGCUGGCGGGUGGCAACAGAGCGGACUUCCCUCCCUGCAACAGUCUUCCCCUGUAGCUGGCUUCUGUCCUGGGACGCCGGGCACCUGUCGCCUAUUUUUUUAAUAUAUAAAUUCCAAGAAUACACUGGAUACCGCUUUUAUAAAACCAAGAGGAUAUUAUGAAGAAAUGUUUUAAUUAUUGAAACUACAGUGAAAUCAUGGCUACAUCAGCAAAUCUGGAUAUUGGAGCCCAGCUGAUAGUGGAAGAGUGUCCCAGCAGUUAUAGUCUAACUGGCAUGCCAGACAUUAAACUAGAACAUCAGCUGGACUCAAAUGCAGAAGAAGGAUCGGCUCAGGGUGUUGCCAUGGGAAUGAAAUUCAUAUUGCCUAACCGAUUCGAUAUGAAUGUGUGUUCUCGAUUUGUGAAGUCUUUAAAUGAAGAGGAUAGUAAAAAUAUUCAAGAUCAGGUUAACUCUGACCUGGAGGUGGCAUCUGUCUUAUUUAAAGCCGAAUGUAAUAUCCAUACAUCUCCUUCUCCGGGAAUUCAAGUAAGGCAUGUCUACACUCCCUCUACAACGAAGCACUUCUCACCUAUAAAACAGUCAACUACUUUAACCAACAAACACAGAGGAAAUGAGGUCUCAACCACACCUCUGUUAGCAAAUUCUUUAUCUGUACACCAGUUGGCUGCUCAGGGAGAGAUGCUCUACCUGGCUACUCGUAUCGAACAAGAAAAUGUUAUCAAUCACACGGAUGAAGAAGGAUUUACUCCUCUGAUGUGGGCUGCAGCACACGGGCAAAUAGCUGUGGUAGAGUUUCUACUUCAGAAUGGUGCUGAUCCCCAGCUUUUAGGAAAAGGUAGAGAAAGUGCACUGUCAUUGGCCUGUAGCAAAGGCUACACAGAUAUCGUCAAAAUGCUGCUUGAUUGUGGAGUUGAUGUCAAUGAAUAUGAUUGGAAUGGAGGCACACCUUUGCUUUAUGCUGUACAUGGAAAUCAUGUGAAAUGCGUAAAAAUGCUCUUAGAAAAUGGAGCUGACCCAACAAUUGAAACCGACUCUGGAUAUAAUUCUAUGGAUUUAGCUGUAGCCCUGGGCUAUCGAAGUGUCCAGCAGGUUAUUGAGUCACACUUGUUGAAGCUGCUUCAAAAUAUCAAGGAAUAGAUGGAGUCAUCAGAAAGCAUUGUCUGCCCUUCCAUUUGCUUUUUGGCUCUUAUAAAUGAUAGUUUUGUUUACUAAUAAGUUUUUACCUCAGUUGCAAUAUUUACUGGUUUUUAGUAAGUUUUAAUAAAUAUUUCUCUGAGUAAUCCACUGGUUUAUAAUAAAAUUAAUGUCGAUGCUUUUUUAUAAAUAUGUUUUAUGGCAUAUUAAAAUUAUAAAUUAAUGUUUUGUGGCAUGUAAAUUUUUAUGGUAUAGAUAAUUAUGUCUUUGUAUCAAGUGCUGUAAUUUAACGUUUUCAAAAAUUAUUCUACCCUAUUCAUCCUCACUCUUGUAUUAACUCAUUGACUUUAUAUAAGGUUUGCUAUAAAUCCAUAGAAAAAAAAUUGUUAUUAUUGAACUAAAAAUGCACAGUGUGAUUGUUUACAAAAUAAUGUUAUAAAUAAAGACAUUUUCUGUUA